Messenger RNA from Carassius gibelio (silver crucian carp), 3284 nucleotides. It is a transcript of the gene slc71a1-2, whose product is annotated as major facilitator superfamily domain containing 14A2. Gene Ontology annotation, cellular component: membrane. Gene Ontology annotation, molecular function: transmembrane transporter activity. NCBI's taxonomy places the organism in Eukaryota, Metazoa, Chordata, Actinopteri, Cypriniformes, Cyprinidae. Gene Ontology annotation, biological process: transmembrane transport. The record is from RefSeq and is a predicted model, not a curated record. Bases 113 to 1594 code for a protein of 493 amino acids. The transcript has 12 exons.
AGGACUGAGGACAGGAAGUCCCAUAUUUUAGCGUGGAUGCUAACGGUAAACUAAUAUUUAGCCACACCUCGCAGGUCUAUCUCCCAUAAACAAGAAUGGAUAUAAGUUAACAAUGACUGGAGAGAAAAAGAAGAAAAAGCGGCUAAACCGCAGCAUUCUUCUUGCCAAGAAAAUCAUCAUUAAAGAUGGAGGCACUCCACAGGGGAUUGGAGAGCCCAGUGUCUAUCAUGCGGUGGUGGUUAUCUUCCUGGAGUUCUUCGCCUGGGGACUGCUCACCACUCCCAUGCUUACGGUGUUACAUCAGACAUUCCCCAAGCACACAUUCCUGAUGAAUGGUCUUAUUCAUGGUGUCAAGGGCCUGCUGUCUUUUCUGAGUGCUCCAUUAAUCGGCGCUUUGUCAGACGUGUGGGGCCGGAAGUCCUUCCUGCUGCUCACUGUGUUCUUCACCUGUGCUCCCAUCCCUCUCAUGAAGAUCAGCCCAUGGUGGUACUUUGCAGUGAUCUCCAUGUCCGGUGUGUUUGCGGUCACUUUCUCUGUUAUCUUUGCAUAUGUGGCCGAUAUCACGCAGGAGCAUGAAAGGAUCACAGCCUAUGGCUUGGUAUCAGCCACUUUUGCAGCCAGUCUGGUGACGAGCCCGGCGAUCGGUGCAUACCUGUCAGUGACAUAUGGAGAUACUCUGGUGGUGAUCCUUGCCACGGCCAUUGCCCUGCUAGACAUCUGUUUUAUCCUGGUAGCGGUUCCUGAGUCCUUGCCUGAGAAGAUGAGACCAGCUUCAUGGGGAGCACCAAUCUCAUGGGAGCAGGCAGACCCCUUUGCAUCCUUGCGAAAGGUGGGCCAGGACUCCACGGUUCUCCUGAUCUGCAUCACAGUCUUCCUGUCUUACCUGCCUGAGGCUGGACAAUAUUCCAGUUUCUUUCUGUAUCUCAGACAGGUCAUUGGAUUUACAUCAGAAACAGUCGCUGCCUUCAUUGCGGUUGUGGGAAUCCUGUCCAUCUUGGCUCAGACGGUUGUCCUGGGAAUCCUGAUGCGUUCCAUAGGGAAUAAGAACACUAUCUUGUUAGGCCUUGGCUUUCAGAUCCUGCAGCUGGCCUGGUACGGCUUUGGCUCCCAGCCCUGGAUGAUGUGGGCUGCUGGAGCCGUUGCUGCCAUGUCUAGCAUCACCUUCCCAGCAAUCAGUGCCAUAGUGUCCCGCAACGCAGACCCCGACCAACAAGGUGUGGUGCAGGGAAUGAUCACAGGGAUCCGAGGACUGUGUAACGGUCUGGGUCCAGCCCUCUACGGCUUCGUCUUCUACCUGUUUCACGUGGAGCUCAGUGAAAUGGACCCCGCAGAGAGCCCAGAGAAGGGUGCCAAACCCAACAUGGCCAACCCUACAGAUGAGAGUGCCAUCAUCCCCGGCCCUCCCUUCCUGUUCGGAGCAUGCUCAGUGUUGCUGUCCCUGCUGGUUGCACUCUUCAUCCCAGAGCACAAUGCCCUCAACCUGCGGCCCGGCAGCUAUAAGAAGCACGACAACGGCGCACAAAGCCACUUACACAGUUCACAAGGUGGACCCUGUGAGGGCAAGGAGCCUCUGCUAGAGGACAGCAGUGUAUAACCCCACUGACAAGGAGGGUGGGCAACGGACCCUAAACCUCCUCCCAAUCACCACUCUUACCUUUCCAAACGCACACGAGCAGUGCACCUUUUACACAAGAUGACAUCAGCGUCCUCUCUUGUUUCCCUCUCAGAACGAGCUGUGGGAACUGGUGCAGAUGUUACAAGUGUGGACCUGGGCCAACCGGGAGCUGACCUUGGCCUUGAGGAACAGGAAGUGGAGCUUGAGACAUUUAGCCUUGCACAAGUGUAGGGAAAUGCGAGCAGACCCAGAUUUGUGCUGAUACAGUCUUUUACUGCUACGUAGAUAAUUUCAGAAUUUCAACAUCAAUUAUAGAAAUGUUCCUUGUCCAAAGACCUUGUAACUGUAGCAAUAGCGAACGUGUCUGUCGUGACCUUACAGGCUAACUUUUGAUGUGCUGCUUUCUACUGGUUCUUCUUGGUUUUGUACUACAGAUAGAAAAGAGCUUCUGGGGAAGAGCAUCUUGUCUUUGAAUCCUAGAGGAAACGCCACCAAGAAAUGUAAGAAAGAAGGUAAUCGGCAUUGGUAUCAUGACCCUUCAACCUACAUUUGUUGUUCUACAUCAGAUGAAAUGGUUUGUACUUCCUCUCCUUUGCUCUUAUGAUUAUAAGAGGUCUGUCAUAAUUCAUGCAGGGGGAAUAAAAGUUGCCUUCAAGUGACUUUCAAUCACAAUUACCAAACCUAGAUGAAGACUACGGUCUGAGAAAGGGCAGUCGUAUCGCUCCUGUUGGAACCUGCUCAUAUUUCAUUCUCAUUUAUCGUCCGCCUCGCCGCCAAAACUCCCUGUGGACGUCAACACUGCCAUGUUACAGCAGGCUAGCAGGGAUACAAGCUUACAGACCGCAAGCCUAGUUUUCAUAUUACCGCAAACACUGAUGUGGGUGGAAUAGCUUACACGUUAUUAAAUGAGCGUCGCUAGAUCCAGUGGAUUAAUAUCACACAUGCUGCUACUGUAGGAUGUACAAGGUUACAACGUUCUGUGGUAUUGUGCUAGACUCUAAACGUGGUAUUUCUUUUAGAGCUGAGCUUUCUUGGCGUGUCGUAAUUUUAGACCCCAAAUUUUGUGGCCGAUUUAUAUUUGCAGUGUAUUUUCUUUCUGGUAAGACAGACUUUGAAUACUUUUAUCCGAUCUCAACAUGAACAUUGAUUUUCCAGAGAAGCCUCAAGUGCAUUCAGAAUAUUUAUUUAGAUUUUAUUUUUUUUACCAGUCUCUAGGUUUUGUUUAUUUGGUUUUAGGUGCCAUACCUAUGACUUUAUUUCUGUCAAAUCCACAAGAUGUUCCACAGGCUUAGUCAUUGUAACUUGUUUUUAGCUCACAUUUGGACCUUUUAUGUUCUCUUACAGCAUUGAAAACCAUUAACAUCGACUGAAAAGGUUUUUCCCUUAUUUUGCAUUUAUCUGUAUGACCAAACUUGAAUGGAAUUCUUUAUCAUAGAUCCUAGCAAGGAACAGAGGCAAUGGUUAUCAUCCUGUUUUGUACAUGCAUAAUUACUUCUCUCCAGCCACUAGCCACUAACUUGCAAAGAAAUCUGGUGUUUGCCUCAGAAAAAGCCAAUUAAUUUGUGCCUAAAAUUUGCUCAAAAAGAAUAGAAACCUUAUAUGUGAAUGACCUGGCUGUAAAUAUUAGGAACUAAUGAGAAACUAUUUAUUAAAAGUUUAUUGAUAUUGA